Molecule: messenger RNA, 6096 nt
Organism: Hemibagrus wyckioides
Lineage: Eukaryota; Metazoa; Chordata; Actinopteri; Siluriformes; Bagridae
Gene: ppp3cb
Product: protein phosphatase 3, catalytic subunit, beta isozyme
Exons: 15
Coding region: 444-2111 (555 amino acids)
Biological process (GO): calcineurin-NFAT signaling cascade
Cellular component (GO): calcineurin complex; cytoplasm; cytosol
Molecular function (GO): calmodulin binding; calmodulin-dependent protein phosphatase activity
Source: RefSeq, a predicted model, not a curated record
CGUUCCUGCCUCCGCCAUCAUGCCGGGGUGGUGCAGAAACUCCGUGUCGAGGAAGCCGAGGAAAGCCCGAAGCGAGCGGAAGAAGUAGCCAGGACACCCCGGUAUCUUUCAGCAUCCGUCACCCCGUCUGUCCGUCCGUCAGCGCGCGCGCACGUCCACUCCUGCGUGAUCUCUGCGACAGAGCCGAGCUCGUGCACCUCCCUACCCUCCUUCUUCCUUCUCCUCCUCUUCAUCCUCCUCCUCCUCCGGUGAACGGAGCGGAGCCGCACCGAGUGAUGCUGCUGCUGCUGCGGCCCGCGCUGCCCUCCUAAAGCAUCACAGCCCCAUGAACAUGUCCAACGCAGUCAUGGGUCUAAACCCCACCGACAGGGUCAUCAAAUGCUGAUAGGUUGGAGGCUGGAGGCUGGCUAAUGAGCUUCAGACCAUCUUUCUGCUAGUGGUGAAUGCGUGAAUUGCUACAGAGAGGGAGAAAGAGAGAGAGCGCGAGCGAGAGAGAAAGAAAGAGAGGGAGAAAGAGAGGGAGAUCAGCAUCAUUUCAUUCCAAUGAAACCUUUUUCCUUGCCACUUUGACGAUGACAGCAGCCAAAGGACGACCUAAAGCAGUCCCGUUCCCGCUGAGCCACAGGUUGAGUAUGCGGGAGGUGUUUGACUGCGAGGGAAAGCCGCGAGUGGACCUGCUGAAGGCUCACCUCACUAAAGAAGGCCGUGUGGAGGAACCUGUCGCUCUGCGCAUCAUCAAUGAGGGAGCCUCCAUCCUGCGCCAGGAGAAGACAAUGCUGGACAUCGAGGCUCCAGUUACAGUGUGUGGAGAUAUUCACGGGCAGUUCUUUGACCUGAUGAAGCUCUUUGAGGUCGGAGGAUCACCCGCUACAACACGGUACCUCUUUCUAGGGGACUACGUGGACCGAGGUUACUUCAGUAUCGAGUGUGUUUUGUAUCUCUGGUCACUGAAAAUCCUCUACCCAAAGACGUUAUUUCUGCUGCGGGGAAACCAUGAAUGUAGACACUUGACUGAAUAUUUCACAUUCAAACAGGAAUGUAAAAUUAAAUACUCCGAGCAGGUGUACGACGCGUGUAUGGAUGCGUUCGACUGUCUGCCGCUGGCCGCUCUGAUGAAUCAGCAGUUUCUGUGCGUGCACGGUGGCCUCUCACCCGAGAUACACACGUUAGAUGACAUCAAGAAGCUGGACCGGUUUAAAGAGCCUCCAGCCUUUGGGCCCAUGUGUGAUCUUCUGUGGUCGGAUCCACUAGAGGACUUUGGCAAUGAGAAGUCACAGGAGUAUUUCAGCCACAACACUGUUCGUGGCUGCUCUUACUUCUACAGCUAUCCUGCUGUGUGUGAGUUUCUCCAGACUAAUAACCUGCUCUCAGUGAUCAGAGCCCAUGAGGCACAGGACGCAGGUUAUAGGAUGUACAGAAAAAGCCAGACGACAGGCUUCCCCUCUCUCAUCACAAUCUUCUCUGCUCCCAAUUACCUGGAUGUGUAUAAUAACAAAGCUGCCGUGCUAAAAUACGAGAACAACGUGAUGAACAUACGUCAGUUUAACUGCUCGCCACACCCGUACUGGCUGCCCAACUUCAUGGAUGUGUUCACCUGGUCCCUGCCUUUCGUUGGAGAGAAAGUGACUGAGAUGUUGGUGAAUGUCCUUAGCAUCUGUUCAGAUGAUGAACUGAUGAACGAUGGCGAUGAGAUCUAUGACGCGAAUGCUGCAGCCGCUCGUAAGGAGGUCAUCAGGAACAAAAUCCGUGCCAUCGGCAAAAUGGCCAAAAUGUUCUCAGUGUUGCGUGAGGAGAGUGAGAACGUGUUGACUUUGAAGGGUCUGACUCCGACCGGCAUGCUGCCUAGCGGAGUUCUCUCUGGAGGAAAGCAGACUUUACAGAGCGCUACCAUCGAGGCCAUUGAAGCCAUCGAGGCGGUUGAGGACAGUGAAGCGAUCCGUGGUUUCUCCCCGCAGCAUAAGAUCAGCAGUUUUGAGGAGGCGAAGGGUCUGGACCGGAUAAACGAGCGCAUGCCUCCUCGCCGCGACGUGCUCAACAGCGUGGGUCUGUCUAUGGGCCGCAUGAACAUGGCCGAGUCCAACGGCACCGACGACAACAGCAACCUUCAGUGACUCCUCAUCUUCAUCCUCCUCCCCCUCCUCAUCCCCGUCCGUGCCCUCGCUCUUCCUCAUUCUAUCCCCUCUUUCCGUCCGUCUGCGUUGCUGCUCUUUUUCUCUCCCUCUUCACAGUGGAAGAACGGCUGUGAUUUGAGACGCGGCUUGAGUGAACUACAGAGGAGCCAGGUUUAUUUUUACUUGAUUUUGAAAGGGAGGAUGUACACAGCAUGUGAUGACGGCAGGAAUUGCUGGAGGAGGUAAAUGAGGAAGCGCUGGAGGAAGUUCUGGAGGAAGUGCCGGAGGAAGUAAUUGAGGAAGCGCUGGAAGAAGUUCUGGAGGAAAUGCUAGAAAGUUCUGGAGGAAAUGCUAGAGGAAGCUCUGGAGGAAAUGCUAGAGGAAGUCCUGGACGAAAUGCUGGAGGAAGUUCUGGAUGAAGUACUGGAGAAAGUAUUGGAGGACGUUCUGGAGGAAGUUCUGGAGGGUUGGUCAUGUUUUAGUGAAGUGGAAGAGAGACGAGUGUGUGUGGGUUGUAUAAUGACACGUUAACUAGAAACUGAUAAUAGGAUGUUGGAGUGCUGUUAUCUUGGGUUAGUUUGUGUCUGCCGUGUGUGUGUGUGUGUGUGUGUGUGGGUGGUUGGUUGACUUGUGUAAUUACUUUGUAAGGAAGUAAGGCUUUAUCACAAAAGACUGUUCCUGCUGGAAACUGAGUAUUACGGCGUCUGCGAUUUAAAUUCACUGUCAAAGGAGUGUGUGUGUGUGUGUGUGUGUGAGUGUGUUAGGGCUGUCCAUUCCAUUUGGAAUAUUAAUAUCAUUUAUAGGUUCAGAGCAUUUUUGAAAUUUGUUCCUUAAUGAUGUUUUAUAUCUUUAUGUCUUGGUACACGCUGAUAUUAAAUUUAACUUUCAUGUGGAGCAUUAAAAACCCAUAUUCAUCAUCAUCAUCAUCAUCAUCCUUCUCAUCAUCAUCAUCAUCAUCAUCCUUCUCAUCAUCAUCAUCAUCAGUAACUCUUGAUCACAUCUUUACAGCUUUACCUGCUAAACAAAACAGCAAUCUAUGAAGCUUGAAGAAAGAUCCUGUGCUAAAUAUACUACAGCGCUUACACCAACCCAGACCACUGUAGACUGUACCAACCCAGACCACUGUAGACUGUACCAACCCAGACCACUGUAGACUGUACCAACCCAGACCACUGUAGACUGUACCAACCCAGACCACUGUAGACUGUACCAACCCAGACCACUGUAGACUGUACCAACCCAGACCACUGUAGACUGUACAGGACGUAGUGCACUACGGUAUCGUGAAUAAGAGUCUGUUGGAAAUGACUGUUAUUUUUAAUCAUUUUGCUAAGCAUCAUAACUUCAUACAUGUCUGCAUUAAUAACAUGACCUGACUGGAAACUCACUCCAUAUAAAUCACCAAAACACUUCAUACAUGUCUGACCAUAAGACAUACAGCUUGAACAGUUCUCUCUCAGAAAUCACACACUGUCCCUCCUGACACACUGACCUACAAACACUAACAGAGCUCUACAGAAAUACUGACCUCUGAAUUCUCACAGAAAUCAACAAGAACCACUUCAUUUUUUCCCUAUGUAUUUACAGAUAUCAUUCUCUCUCUCUCUCUCUCUCUCUCUCUCUCUCUCUCUCUCUCUCUCCUUUCUUUCUUUCUUUCUUUCUUUCUUUCUUUUGCCCCCCCUCUCUCUCACACACACACUUACUUUCUUUCUUUCUUUCUCUCUCACUCUCUUGCUCUCUCUCUCUAUCUCUCCCUCACACAUAUACACACACACUUACUUUCUUUCUUUCUUUCUUUCUUUCUCUCUCACUCUCUUGCUCUCUCUCUCUCUCUCUCCCUCACACAUAUACACACACACUUUCUUUCUUCUCUCUCUCUCUCUCUCUCUCUCUCUCUCUCUCUCUCUCACACACACACACACACACACACUUUCUUUUAUUUCUUUCUUUCCUUUCUCUCUCACACACUUUCUGUUUGUUCUCUUUCUUUCUUUCUUUCUUUCUUUCUUUCUUUCUUUCUUUCUUUCUUUCUUUCUUUCUUUCUUUCUUUCUUUCUUUCCUCUCUCUCUCUCUCUCUCUCUCUCUAACACACACACACACAUGCACACAUUUCUCUCUCUCUCUCACACACACAUUUCUCUCUCUCUCUCUCUCUCUCUCUCUCUCUCUCUCUCUCUCUCUCUCUCUCUCUCUCUCUCUCUCUCUCUCACUCUUUCAUAUCUUUUAUCCCUUUUUUUCUUUUUUCUUUUUAAUCCCUUCAAACAACUCACUGGAUCAGAUAACAGUCAUUAUAUAAUUGAACACAGGUGUGUUAUCCUUACGCCCUUCGUUCACAAACCAGCGCUGGACCACGCCCUCGCUUCCACAAACAGAUAUUCAAAACAGAUACAAAUACACGUUGUUUUGUUUUUUGUUUUUUAAGGAAGCCUGUCAGAAAGGUCUAGUAAAUCAUGUAAUCUAGACCAGAACCCAGCAUCAGGACUGGGGAUCAUAACAGAAAAGUCGCGCAGUCUUUAAUCAGCUGACUAGUUUUUUACAAUAUUUUGGAAAUUGAUUGUUAAAAUUAUGGCAUGAAGAUAAAAAGAAAUGUGAAGAGAUUUUGAAAAAUCCCAUACAUGUGGUUAUGGGUUUCAUAUUUAAAUGAAAUCUAAAGAAGAAAGAAAGAAUAAAAGGCUGUAGUAGUUUGGUCUCAGUGACUAAAAAUAGACCAUGAGAUCCUAAACACAAUUUUUGUUUUUUGUAUAAUUUAAUCAGACAGCCCUACUCUGUGUGUGUGUGUGUGUGUGUGUAAACUUAUACGCAUUUACUUUCACAAUCUCUAGCUCUUCUAAUACCAUGUUUUGCUACUAGUAUUUAUCCGAUUAGCCUCGAGACUGCUGUUCACUGAAGAUCUGGACUUUGACAAAAAAAUAAAAAGACGCUCACGAUGUUCUAGGGGUGGGUUUUUUUUUUCCGUUCAUGUUUACUCGUCCGCUCUGUGCGAUGUUAACGCUGCUGUCGCUGCAUCUUACUGGAACCGCUGUAAACAGCUGCCGGACUCAUCAAGAGACGCAAACACAUUCACAUCAACACGUUUAUACCUGUAACAGCAGAGGAGGACCGGUGCGAUUGAAAGGUUCUGGUGUUCGUGGACAUUCACACACUGACAUUCUCUUUGUGCAAAUAUAGUACUCAAAUACUGUAUGGUCUCAAUCAGGUCCUGGCAUGUCCAGCUACUAAAGACUGAUCCGGGCUGCGCGGAACUCGCCCUGGGAUCUUGCUUUGUACAUAAACUGUAAAAUGUUUUGGGUUUUUAUUUUCCACAUUGUUUUAUUUUCUAUUUAAGUGAACAUGAUUUAUUUAUGUUUCUUUUCAGAUUUUUUUUUUCCCCGUUUGCUCGUUUACCGUUUGCUGUACAUUUCAGUGACGAUGCUUGUGAUUUUCUUAUUUAUAUAUAUAUAUAUAUAUAUAUAUAUAUAUAUAUAUAUAUAUAUAUAUAUAUAUAUAUAUAUAUAUAUAUAUAUAUAUAUUUGUGAUUUUUUUUUUCCCUCUCAUGUACAUGUUCAUGUACAGAAGUCGUUCAGUUGAGUGAAUGAUCAUAUAACUGUUUGAAAAGCCACCCAGGCUGCAUGACUGCAUGGGAAAUUCAACAAUGUAAAGCAAAUACAGACGCGCCUUCUGGCGUCCUCACAUUUUUAAAGAAGAUAUAUUCCGCUCAUCGUUAUUCUCUUCGAUAUUCUUCUUGUUUAUUAUAAAAUUAGCUUCCUGCUGUUUCGGGCUUCACUUCUCGUUUGGUCCCUCAUUGUGCUUUACUUUGAAACUGAAGCGGUUCAUGAGUUGUUUGUGAUUCUCUCUAUCUUUCUCUCUCUCUUUCUCUCUCUGUCUCUCUCUUUGGGAAUUUUCUCUUAGUUUGGCCAUUCUGACUUUUGAUCUACACACAGUGUACGCAUGCCCCAUGGGACAAAUCUCUUUUUUUACUCUUGAAUAAAAUAUGCAUGGACCUUUA